UUCAUCCAACAGGGAACUAGUACCCCAUAUUCUCCCUGUACACGUACACAGGCAUCUCUCUCUCGGUCCCGACCGUGUUUUGCUACCGAGGGUCUCUCAUGGCCUUCUAAAUUAGAGACCCCGCAUCCACCAACCUCUCGCUAUUGCUAUCCCUCUCACUAGCUAGCUCUCAUCCCUAUGCAUCUACCACACCUUCUCACCCACAGAACACAAAACCCAAUACUACAAGAAUCAUGCACCACUCAUGACCUAAUCAGCCAGACACCCGGCCCUCUUGUCAAUCCAUUUCCCUCCGAAGAAGAAGCUUCCACACCCACACAGAUUCAUUUCCCACCUUUGCUUCGAUCGUAGAGCUAGUAGCCUAGCGCUAGCACCGUGGUUGCAAACUUGCAAUGGCAACCGCUGCUGCCCCGGAUCUAUCUCUCAACAUCAGCCCGCCGUCACCAGCCGACAUGGCCGGGACUAGCAGCGGCUGCGACGACAUGGCCAUCUCUGCGGAGACAAGGCUUUGUCUAGGCUUCGACAUGGCGACGCGGGACAAUGGCCACUGCGACCUCCAGCAGCAGCGUCUGCACCAACCAAGCCAGAUCCCAAGAUUCAAGAAGAGCUCCGGUGAUAGCCAGGCGGGCUCCUCCAAGGAGAGAUCUGGGAGCGGCGGCGGCGGCGGCGGGAAGAAGAGCUCGAGGGCACCCCGGAUGCGGUGGACGACGGCGCUCCACGCGCACUUCGUGCAGGCCGUGCAGCUCCUUGGCGGCCAUGAGAGAGCAACACCAAAAUCAGUCUUGGAGUUGAUGAACGUGAAGGAUCUCACACUAGCUCAUGUCAAGAGCCACCUGCAGAUGUACAGAACAGUGAAGGGCACUGCCACGGACAGAUCAUGUGCUGCAGGCCAUGUCCAGAUGAGAGAUAUGGGCUUUCUGAGGACAGGCCGUGAAGUGGAUGGCUUCGACGUAUUUAACAACAUCACGUCCAAUACAAGAAGGCAGCCAUGGACGUCGCCGCCGGGGGAGCAGCAGGGGAGCGCCUGGUGCCAGCCGCCGCUGGCCCUGUCCCAGGCCCAGGCCCAGCAGCAACGCAACGCUGGGCUGCCGUUGCCUAGCCCCUACCUCAUGUCCAUUCACCAGUACUUAAUCAAACAAAAUCAGGGAUGGAGGGGAAGUGCAGUACAGCGAGAUGCAGCAUUACUCCCUUGCCAAGGGCAGGAGGACAGAGGACUACAAGGACGUCUGCCCGCGGGUGCAGGCCAUGAUGAGACGGCCAGGAUUAGAUCGUCGGCCGCAGGUUUUCCAAAGGGAUGGUCGUCGUCGUCUUCUUCGCCGACCUCUACCCCGGCAGCACAGCAAAUGAACGGCAGGAUUGGCAGCGGCGCAGAGCAAGCAUGCAUCAGGCAGCAGCAGCAGGCGCCAUCAAGGGUGCCAAGCCUGGAGAUGAGCCUAGGGAGGCAGGGGUGGCAAAAUGGCAUGGAGCAGCAGAGGCUGCAGGGACAGCGCAGCGUCGAGUCGACGUCCGCGUCCAAAGAGCUAACCCUACUAAAGUGCUUGUGAAAAAUAAUAGCUAGUCCCAAGAGUGCAAUUAAUCCCAUGCACGCCCGGCCGGGAGAGAGUAAGAGUUAGAAUAAGAAAUGCUAGCAGAGUGGAGUAGUUUCUUUUUUUUCCUUAACUGUUUGGUGAUCUUGUGCUUUUCAAGGGUGUUUACUUCGUACAUUAGUUGAUUUUCUUUUGACCA
Molecule: messenger RNA, 1725 nt
Organism: Brachypodium distachyon (stiff brome)
Lineage: Eukaryota; Viridiplantae; Streptophyta; Magnoliopsida; Poales; Poaceae
Exons: 6
Coding region: 393-1544 (383 amino acids)
Biological process (GO): abaxial cell fate specification; regulation of DNA-templated transcription
Cellular component (GO): nucleus
Molecular function (GO): transcription cis-regulatory region binding
Source: RefSeq, a predicted model, not a curated record